AGAGAGAGAGAGAGAGAGAGAGUUACGUGGAUAACAAAACAAAGCAAAGAGAGUCGUCGGAGUUUCUCUGAAGCUCCGGACCCGAAUGCCCAAGCGCAAUUUAAAGCUUCAGCGAAAAUGGCGGACUAUCUUUAGGGUUUCGCGGAUCACUUUCUCUUUUCUUUUUCUGCCUGUCGCUAAUUUUACGCGAUGGCUUGCAAUUGAAGAAAUACAUUGCGGCUUUUGGCAUGGUGUGGUGCUAUCUGGUCACAUUGGGCUCUGCAUUGUGAGGAGGGAGAUGGAUUCGGCACGAAGUUGGCUUCAGAAGCUUCAACCGCGCGAUAAGCUGAGGAGCUCGACUAGGAAGAAGGAGCCUUGCAGUGGAGGCGAGGAGGAUUCGAAUACGGAUGAAGAAGCGCUUUCCAAUGUCACCAAGCAGAAGGCUGCUGCGGCCAAGCAGUAUAUUGAGAACCAUUACAAGGAGCAGAUGAAGAACCUCCAGGAGAGGAAGGAAAGGCGAAAUAUGUUAGAAAAAAAGUUGGCUGAUGCUGAUGUCUCUGAGGAAGAUCAAAACAACCUUCUUAAGUUCUUGGAGAAGAAAGAAACUGAAUACAUGCGCCUUCAGAGGCAUAAAAUGGGUGUUGAUGAUUUUGAGUUGUUGACUAUGAUUGGCAAGGGUGCAUUUGGUGAGGUUCGUGUCUGCAGGGAAAAGACAACAGGUUCUGUUUAUGCCAUGAAAAAGCUCAAGAAAUCAGAGAUGCUUCGUAGAGGCCAGGUUGAGCAUGUCAAAGCUGAAAGGAAUUUGCUUGCUGAGGUGGACAGCAAUUGCAUUGUGAAGCUGUACUGUUCUUUUCAAGAUGAUGAGUUUCUUUAUCUUAUAAUGGAAUACUUACCUGGAGGAGAUAUGAUGACUUUGCUUAUGAGAAAGGAUAUUUUGACUGAAGAUGAAGCUAGAUUUUAUGUUGCCGAAACAGUUUUGGCUAUUGAGUCUAUCCAUAAACACAAUUACAUUCACAGGGAUAUCAAGCCUGACAAUUUACUACUUGAUAGAUAUGGACACUUAAGACUGUCAGAUUUUGGGUUGUGUAAACCUUUAGACUGCAGUACAAUCCGAGAAGACUUUUCAAUAGCACCAAAUGUUAAUGGUGGUCCACAGAAUGAUGAACGCCCUGCAGCUCCAAAACGAACACAACAAGAGCAACUGCAACAUUGGCAGAAGAAUAGGAGAAUGCUUGCUUAUUCCACUGUUGGUACACCUGACUAUAUUGCUCCAGAAGUUCUUUUGAAAAAAGGUUAUGGGAUGGAAUGCGAUUGGUGGUCACUUGGUGCCAUUAUGUAUGAAAUGCUUGUGGGUUACCCACCCUUCUAUUCUGAUGAUCCGAUGUCAACAUGCAGGAAGAUUGUAAACUGGAGAACUCAUUUGAAGUUUCCAGAAGAAGCAAAGCUAUCUCCAGAGGCAAAAGAUCUUAUCAGUAAACUCUUGUGUAAUGUUAACCAAAGGUUGGGAACAAAUGGGGCAGAUGAAAUAAAGGUUCAUCCUUGGUUCGAUGGUACUGAAUGGGAUAAGCUUUAUCAAAUGGAUGCUGCAUUUAUUCCUGAGGUCAAUGAUGAUUUGGAUACUCAAAAUUUUGAAAAGUUCGAAGAGUCUGACUCCCAAACUCAGAGUUCAUCCAAAACUGGUCCCUGGAGAAAGAUGCUCUCCUCUAAGGACAUUAAUUUUGUGGGCUACACAUAUAAAAACUUCGAAAUCGUUAACGAUUAUCAAGUGCCUGGGAUGGCCUCGUUGAAGAAGAAAAGCACCAAACCAAAGAGACCGUCUGUAAAAACACUAUUUGAUGAAGAGUCAGAGACAUCGGAGACAUCAGAGAUAUCUGACAGCGGAAGCAGUCAUCCUGUGCAAGGGAGCUUUUUGAACCUCUUGCCUCCCCAGUUAGAAGUAUCUCAACACCGGGACGACUCUCUCUGACCUUGCCAAUCCGUCAGAUGGACUAGGAGCUUGUUCCCAAUUGUAUUUUGAAUUUGAAGCCGAAAGUAGGGGCAAGUUCUACCCAUGGGUCCUUAACAGAUGCUGCCUUUUGCGCCUGUAUUUUUUUCGUUGGCUAUUUAGGCUGGAGCUUUGAGGUUUGAUUGAAAAGCAAACUCAUGCUCUAAGGCCUGAAGAAAGGCACUGAUUUUGAAGCCACUAAUUCUCACUGAGCGUCCUGUAAGUUUUUCUGUCUUGAAAGAUAAAGAAAAACUCCAGAGUAAAUAUCAAUUCAUUUACCACUAACGCUGUAAUGUAAUUUUCUUCUUCUUCUUUGUUGUCAUUCUACCAAAAUACUGUACAGAAGACGCUCAAAUUCAUUCACUGUAUACAUGUGCCAUUCACUGUAUUAAAUAAUGACAGCAAAAAUACAAUUUGUUCA
Molecule: messenger RNA, 2384 nt
Organism: Prunus dulcis (almond)
Lineage: Eukaryota; Viridiplantae; Streptophyta; Magnoliopsida; Rosales; Rosaceae
Product: serine/threonine-protein kinase 38-like
Exons: 14
Coding region: 86-1945 (619 amino acids)
Biological process (GO): intracellular signal transduction; peptidyl-serine phosphorylation
Molecular function (GO): ATP binding; protein serine/threonine kinase activity
Source: RefSeq, a predicted model, not a curated record